Molecule: messenger RNA, 489 nt
Organism: Cannabis sativa
Lineage: Eukaryota; Viridiplantae; Streptophyta; Magnoliopsida; Rosales; Cannabaceae
Exons: 2
Coding region: 127-489 (120 amino acids)
Source: RefSeq, a predicted model, not a curated record
ACUCCCUCAGUUGUAGCAACUGAGAAAACUACUACUAAAGCUCCUGUUCAGAAAGUCACCGCUCCUCGUCGUAGUGGGAGGGUUUCAACGAAACCAUCUCGUUAUGGCUUGGAUGGUGAAAUCAAUAUGGUCGUUGGUGACGGUAUUGAUGACGACCCAUUGACCUAUAAACAGGCAAUGGCAAGUCCGCAACAGAAGCGAUGGUCAGCCGGUAUGGAUUCAGAAAUGGAUUCCAUGAAGAAGAACAAAGUCUGGGAAUAUGUAGAACCACCUGAAGAUUUUCGUCCAAUUGGAUGUAAAUGGGUCUACAAGAAGAAAAGAGGUGCUGGAGGCGAAGUCGAAACUUUCAAAGCUAGACUGGUCGCCAAGGGUUAUACCCAAAGAGAAGGUGUGGACUAUGAGGAAACUUUUAGUCCUGUUGCCAUGCUCAAAAGGCAAAGGCUUCAGAUUUUAACAUCUCUGUACAAGUUUUUCACAGCAUUAUUCUGA